UUUGAAAGUGAAUCUAAUCAAACGAAAUAAACCACUGCAACACAGAAGAACUAGCAACCUAUACCAAAAAGGAAGAAGAACAAUUGAAAUGCAAGAUGGGACUGUUAUUGCUGUGAGCCAUUUCAUAAACCCACAUUUGUUUUGGUAUCACAGCGUUCAAGAUUUCCGUGAAUUAACUGAAGUAGAACAGCAAUUACAAACGAUAAGCACAGGAAAACAUUUUGCUUACCAUCCAAAAGUAGCGGAAAAGGUAGCAGUAAAUUUUGUGGCCUGGAAUAAAAUUGUACGUGCCAAAGUAUUGUGUGAGGCAAAAUGGCUGAACGAAUUUAUUGUUUGGGCGUUAGAUUACGGAUUUCCUUUUCGGACCAAGAAGCAGUAUAUAUUUCGCCUGCCCCCAGAAAUGAUGAGUGAAAUUGAUCACAUUCGACGUGGUGGUUUGGCAAAUAUUUUGCCAAGUGGAAGUGAAUAUGAUUACAUAGAAGAUAAAGUGGUAACAGUUACAAAAGACAAUUGGGAGCAGAAAGCUUGCGAUAUUUUGGAAAAAUUACUAACGGACGCUGCGUCAAUCACUUUUGUUGAAGAAUUUCAAUCAAAAGACGAUCAUCGUUGGGGCAACUUGAUUGUUGUAAAUCAUAUGGGUCGAGCUUUUAGUGCCCGCGAACAUUUAUUAUCAGCUAAACUUGCUUUAGAGUUUCCAAAAUUUCAAGGUAUCGCCCUUAAACUAAAGACAAUUAAUAUUCAACCACAGCUAUCUAACUCUGGCAAAUUAACAAUGCGAACUAAUACCAGCAAAGAAAACAUGGCUAACUUUUUUUCAACACAAAGAUCGAGACGUGGAGCUGAUGAUUUUGCUAAAAAUAAGGUCGAAGAGUGGCGUGUUCGUAAUAAACACGAGAAUAACAUAAUAGAUGCGAUGUCAAAAACUUCUAUAGGAGAGAAGAAACACGUAAUCUCUACCGGCAAUAAAGAGUCUAUGCAAUUUACGCAGCAGCUGUCUAACAAUGGCGAAUUAACGAAGGGGACUAGUACCAUCUCAGUCAGCUCGAUUGACCUUUUCCCAUCGCUAAGCCCGCGGCGUCCAGUCGGUAAUUUUGGGAAAGAUAAGGUCGAAGACUGGCGGGUCCGUAAUAAAUGUGAGAGCAAUAUAGUUAGUGCGAUAUCAAAAAGUAGUUCUGUAGAAGUGAAAACACAGGCAAUCUCUACCGAUAACAACGAAUCCAUGCAAUCUGCAGAGCAGUCAACAAAUAUGUCUUAUAUUGGAAGUUCAAUCAAUAACCAAGAUAAAGAAGAAGACAUGCCUGCUAACUUCAUGUCCACAAUAAACACAAACAAACUGAAUCCUGUUAAAAUGGAAAAUAUGAGCAUUUCACCUGGUUCGAGUAUUGGCUUCCCUUGUUUUAAAAAAAUGAGCCAGGAGGACUCUAACAAGAACUUCUCGUCUCCUUACGAUGAACUUACCAUAAUCCCGGCAGGCUUCGACGUUACUCGUUUGAAUACGUAUCGUAACGAAGAAACUCAUUGGCAUCGUAAAAAAACAACGCGUAGAAAUAAUCAAUAAAUACCCAAACAGAUUGUAGAGAACAGAAUGGGUUUGUUUUAGGAUGCUUUAGUGAUAUCAAGUAAAAAGCCCGAGAAGACUGGGGAGCCAACAAAGCAAACACCGGGAAAUAUGGAAUUGCGGAGAGCCUUUAAUAUCGGCUAUUGACAUAAACAUGCAAUAAGUAUCAUUUUACUUUA
This is a messenger RNA of Glossina fuscipes, 1737 nucleotides long. Its product is annotated as putative ATP-dependent RNA helicase SoYb. The coding region runs from base 89 to 1558 and encodes 489 amino acids. The record is from RefSeq and is a predicted model, not a curated record. NCBI's taxonomy places the organism in Eukaryota, Metazoa, Arthropoda, Insecta, Diptera, Glossinidae. The transcript has 8 exons.